This is a messenger RNA of Rotaria sordida, 3378 nucleotides long. The record is from the annotation of a GenBank genome assembly. Lineage: Eukaryota; Metazoa; Rotifera; Eurotatoria; Philodinida; Philodinidae.
GCAACUAAUCUAUGUUCAUUCAAUUUGACAUCUCUCACUCAACAAUAUUGUCCAUCAAAUGUCACAUUAACAUCAAUUAAUUUUUAUACAAUAACAUCAUUAUGCAAUGUUUCUAAAUCAAAUUUCACUUUUAUUCACUAUGAUAUCAAAGUUCGCACAGAUAGACAAGUAAUUAUAUUAAUAAUCAUUGGAUGUGUUAGUCUUAUAUCUGGUUAUAUUCGAGUUAUAUUAUUAGAAACAUCAGCAGAAAGACAAACUCGAACUAUUCGACAGAUUUUAUUUCAGUCUAUUCUUAAGAAAGAUGUUGUCUUUUUUGAUACACAUAAAACUGGUGAACUUAGUGUACGUUUGACAGAUGAUAUCAAUAAAAUUCAUGAUGGAAUUGGUAAUAAAUUUGGUUCAGUUAUUGAAGUGUCAACAACUUUUACAAGUUGUAUUAUUAUUGGGUUUAUAAAAGGAUGGAAAUUAUCACUUGUCAUAUUUUCAUUCUCACCAAUCAUUGCCAUUACAGCAGUUAUUUUAUUCAGAAUUGUCACUAGAAUGACUGCAAUUGAAUUAAAAGCAUAUGGAAGAGCUGGAAUAGUUGCUGAGGAAGUAAUAAGUUCAAUUCGCACUGUACUUUCAUAUAAUGGACAAGAAAGAGAAAUACAAAGAUAUGAACAAUAUCUUGAUGAUGCAAAAAAAUGUGGCAUCAGAAAAGGUGUGACCACUGGUAUUUCAACUGGCAUAGCAUAUUUUAUUUUUUUCUGUGUAUAUGCAUUAGGAUUUUGGUAUGGAACGAAACUAGUUUGGGAAGAAAGCUACACUAUUGGAAGUGUUUUUACUAUAUUUAUAUGCAUCAGUAUUGGGUUUUUAUGUACGGCACAAGCAAGUCCUUAUUUUCAAGGAUUAUAUGAAGCUCGAGUUGCUGCCUAUGGCAUAUGGGAAGUGAUUGAUGAACCAUCAAAGAUUAACAACAUGGAUUCUGAUAAAGGUCUUAUAAAAGAUGAUCUCAUUGGUGAUAUUCAUUUUUCAAAUGUUUACUUCUCUUAUCCAUCACGACCUGAUGUUCCUAUUCUUACUAAUUUAUCAUUUAAUAUCAAAUUUGGUCAAACUGUUGCUCUUGUUGGUUCAUCUGGAUCAGGAAAAUCAACUUGUAUUCAAUUAUUACAAAGAUUCUAUGAUCCACAAUUAGGUUCAAUUCUUAUUGAUGGAAAACAAGUCAAUCAAUAUAAUCUAAAAUGGUUAAGAAAACAUAUUGGUGUUGUUAAUCAAGAGCCAGUUUUAUUUCAUACAACUAUUCGUCAAAAUAUCUUAUUUGGAUCUGAUUCAGCUACUAAUGAAGAAAUUUAUCAAGCAGCUAAAAUAGCUAAUGCACAUGAUUUCAUCAUGACACUUCCUAAUAAGUAUGAAACUCUUGUUGGUGAACGUGGAGCUGCACUUUCAGGUGGACAAAAACAAAGAAUUGCUAUUGCUCGAGCACUUCUUCGAGAUCCAAAAAUUUUACUUCUUGAUGAAGCUACUAGUUCACUUGAUAAUGAAAGUGAAAAGAUAGUUCAAAAAGCUUUAGAUCGUGUUGCUCAAGGUCGAACAACAUUAAUAAUUGCACAUCGUUUAUCAACAAUUCUCAAUGCUGAUAAAAUUAUUGUGAUGCAACAAGGAGAAAUAGUUGAAGAAGGUGAUCAUGAUUCAUUGAUGAAAGCUCAAGGCAUAUAUUUUGAUCUUGUUAAACAACAAAAUUUACGUCAACUUGAAGAAGAAGAAGAAGAAGAAGAAUUAGAAAUGGAACAAAAGGAAAUGACUCAAUUGAUACCGGGUGAUCAAACAAAUGAUGAUUCAAUGGAACAAGUACAUCAUAAAUUAAUAAUAGAUAGUGCUGCUCAAUCAGGUUAUUUUUUUGCUCAAUCUGGUGAAGCUCUCACUAAAAGACUUCGAUCAAAAGCUUUUCGAGCUAUUCUUCGUCAAGAAAUUGCCUAUUUCGACCAAGAAAACCAUAGUACAGGUGCAUUAUGUACACGUCUUGCAACUGAAGCAUCAGCUGUAAAAAGUGCAAGUGGUGUUCGCUUUGGUUUGAUUUUUCAACAUAUUUUUGGAAUGAUAGUUGGAAUUCUAAUUGGAUUUGUGUACUCGUGGCAGUUAACAUUGCUUAUGCUUGUUUUUCUUCCAUUUAUAUUAUUUGGAGGUAUUUUAGAAAUUCGAUUAACAACUUACUUUGCAAGCAAAGACAAACAAAUUCCUGAGAAUGCUGGAAAGGUUGCUAUAGAAACUAUACAAAAUAUUCGAACAGUGAUUCAAUUGACAAAAGAAACUCAUUUUUAUGAUGAAUAUUCUCAAAUACUUGAUACUCUUCAUCGAUCAUCAAUUAAGCGUGUUCAUAUUUUAGCUAUUUUAUUCUCCGUAGCAAAUGCUGCUAUUUACUUUGCCACAGCAGCUUUCACUUCUUAUAGUACCUUUUUGUUUGAGCAACGUGCAGUUCCUUUUGAAAAUGGGUUUAUGGUUCUUAAUACUGUUGUUUUCGCCGCUCGAACUAUUGCCCAAGAGUUAGCAUUAUUUCCAGACUAUGGAAAAGCAAUCCAAGCUGCUGAAAACAUUUUCAAAUUAUUAAAUCGAAAACCAACAAUCGAUAAUCAAUCAAAAGAUGGUAUUGAAAUGACUGACUUUACUGGACAACUUGACUUUGAAGAUGUUUAUUUUUAUUAUCCCAAUAGACCUCAAUCAACUAUUCUUAGAAAUUUCAAACUCAAUAUCAAACCUGGUCAAAACAUAGCACUUGUUGGUACAUCUGGUUGUGGAAAAUCAACAACUAUUCAAUUAAUCGAACGUUUUUAUGAUGUAAAUAUGGGUCGUCUUUUGAUUGAUUCAAAAGAUAUUCGAACUCUUAAUCUUCAAUGGUAUCGAUCACAAAUUGGUAUUGUUUCUCAAGAACCAGUUCUCUUUGAUAUGUCAAUUCGUGAAAAUAUUGCAUAUGGUGAUAAUAGUCGAAAAGAUAUUCCAUUAGAUGAAAUUAUUCAAGUAGCAAAAAAUGCAAAUAUUCAUGAUUUUAUUAAAGUUCUUCCAGAUGGAUAUGAAACAAAUUGUGGUGCAAAAGGAACUCAAUUAUCAGGUGGACAAAAACAAAGAAUUGCAAUAGCUCGAGCAUUACUUCGAAAUCCAAAGAUUUUAUUACUUGAUGAAGCAACAAGUGCAUUAGAUAGUGAAAAUGAAAAGAUAGUUCAAGAUGCAUUAAAUCGUGCUCAACAAAAUCGAACAUCAAUAACAAUUGCACAUCGUUUAUCAACAAUUCAAAAUGCAGAUAUGAUUUUUGUUUUUCAUAAUGGAACAAUUGUAGAAAGUGGAAAUCAUGAAGAAUUACUUGCUCUUGGAGGUCGAUAUUAUCGAUUAGCAACAAUAAAUAAAUAA